Messenger RNA from Eucalyptus grandis, 657 nucleotides. RefSeq lists its product as uncharacterized. Lineage: Eukaryota; Viridiplantae; Streptophyta; Magnoliopsida; Myrtales; Myrtaceae. The transcript has a single exon. The record is from RefSeq and is a predicted model, not a curated record. Bases 56 to 463 code for a protein of 135 amino acids.
UUCUCAAGAACAAGUAAACUAGAGAGGAAAAAAACUGCUGAACUGAAGUAAUACUAUGCAUAACAAGCCUCAGGUCGAGGAGAGCUUCGUGAUACAAGUUAGAGGAGAAGAAUCAUCGCUUGGAAGACUCCCUCCUAAUAAAUCUCAGGCGUCGUCCAUCACCGCUUCGAAGCUGAAUCUCUCCUCCAUGAAGCUCUUCAACCGGUUCCGGAAGAUCAUCAUGCGCCUCGUCUUCCCGAGCUUCGCUCCCCGCAGCGGCUCGUCCGCCUCACCGGCGGCCGCGGGCUCGCGGCACCGGAAUAGCUGCGACAAGCCCGAGCCUCCGAAGAGCUCGUUCAGCUCGUACUACUCAUCCCAAUCCCACUACAACGAAGCGAUCGCCGACUGCAUCGAGUUCUUCAACAAAUCGUCGUCUCAGGACGGGUUUCCCGACGGGAGGAGAAGAUCUGACGUCAUGGUUUGAUGAGAGCUGUUAAAAUGUGAUGCCUCUCUAGAUAUACAUGCUGAGCUUCCAUUGCCUUUCAUGUGGUUGAAUUUUUCCUUUCGUUGGGUUGCUUUUAUCGCGAGCUACAACGUUGAAUAUACACACUUGGUUUAUCAGCUCCGACCAAGGACUUGGUCGGUAAAUGCGUGUGACGCUAUGUACUGCACAUUUGA